CCCAGGUGGCCAGGUCUCAAGUUUGAAGUUUUCUUUUGUGAAGGAAAGCUAAAGCAACUGCGACGGUUCCAGAGUUCUUCCUCAGCCAUGGAAAUAUCUAUCUUGUAUAUAAAAUGUUAUUUUCUUUUUAUUAAUUAAUAUUAUUUUAAUUAUAUUCUUCUUCCCUUUGAAUUCGAUGCACUCUUGGAAUCGAAUCGAGAAGUAGGGAAGGAGGUAGACCUUAGAAAUCAACGCCAUCUCUUGGGUGAUUAAUCUUACAUAUUCAACUAAAUCAGCACAGACGCGUCUAUGAAGAGACUCUGUUUGUUCAAUCCCAUCGUUCUUGUUGUAGUUGACGUUUAGCCUAGUUGACCUCACAAAAGAGGAGGAAAUAACAACGGAGGUUUUUCCAAGUUGAAGCUAGGGUGUUCUAUGAGCAAGGGCCUCAAGAAGGUUCAACCUUGACCAGAGAAUGGUUUCAGCUAGUGAUGCAAGAGGCACAGAGGAAGGCAAAGAAGAUUUAGUGUCAGGGACUGCAUCAAAUGAAAUCAAGUGUCAUGUUGUCGUUGGCGUAUCUUCAUCUCGAAGGGGGCUGUUAGGCCAUGAAGACUCUCAAAAUGGUGCUUUGGGUUUGGUAGCAGCUCAUCCUAGUAGAGCUGGAUUCCUGAAGUUUGCUUCAGCCACUCUAUCAUCUCCAUCAGCCAAGUUCUUGCAAGUUGCUGAGGGAAGAGAUGAAAUUUCACGUUCAGUUCCUUCAACUUCCCACGGCUUCAGGGAUCGUGUUAAUUUGAUCUUGGUACGGAAAAUUGAUUGGGUUUCCCUGGGGGAAAUCUGCAAAAAAUGGAUUAGAGACCCAAUGAACGUGGCCCUACUUCUUUGGAUUAUAUGUGUUGCUGUUUCAGGUGCAAUCCUGUUCCUUGUUAUGACAGGAAUGUUGAACCAUGCCCUACCAAAGAAAUCCGAAAGAGAUACCUGGUUCGAAAUCAAUAAUCAAAUCAUCAAUGCCCUCUUUACUCUGAUGUGUCUUUAUCAACACCCAAAGCGAUUCUACCACCUCGUGCUGUUAUGUAAAUGGAGGCCAGAUGACAUAACUAAACUUCGAAAGAUUUACUGCAAGAAUGGCACUUAUAAACCCCAUGAAUGGGCCCACAUGAUGGUUGUUGUUGUUCUGCUCCAUGUGAACUGUUUUGCUCAGUAUGCCUUGUGUGGCCUAAACUUGGGAUACAAGAGGUCAGAACGACCAGCUAUAGGAGUUGCUCUCUGCCUCUGUGUUUCAAUCGCAGCACCGGCAUUUGCUGGUGUAUACUGCAUUUUAAGCCCUCUCGGGAAGGAGUAUGAGUCUGAAACGGAUGAGGAAGCACAGGAUCCUAUGGUCAUCGUCGACACUGACAGGCCAAGUCACCCAAGGGCGAAGUCUUUUCAAAAGAGAUUCUCAUUUGCAUCAAGACAGGAGCAGAGUAUUGUGGUGAACAGACCUGAGUGGAUAGGAGGGUUACUUGAUUAUUGGGAUGAUAUUUCUCUUGCUUAUCUCACAUUCUUCUGUAGUUUCUGUGUUUUUGGUUGGAAUAUGGAAAGACUAGGAUUUGGGAACAUGUAUGUUCACAUUGCAACUUUUCUUUUGUUUUGUACUGCUCCCUUUUGGAUUUUCAAUCUUGCCGCUGUUAAUAUUAACAAUGAGGCUGUUAGGGAAGCAUUGGGCCUCACAGGGAUUUUGCUUUGUGUAUUUGGUUUGUUAUAUGGGGGCUUCUGGAGGAUUCAGAUGAGGAAGAAAUUCAAUUUACCAGCUAAUGACUUCUGCUGUGGUCACCCCACAGUGGCUGAUUGUGCACGGUGGCUUUUCUGUUGUUCAUGCUCUCUUGCUCAGGAAGUGCGGACCGUGGAUUUCUAUAAUAUUGUGGAAGAUAAAUUUUGCAGAAAACAAAUGGAUGAGAGUACUCUGGGGGUGCUGUCUCCUUUGUCCCAUGAAGAUAGAUCGGUCCAGUUGCAAUCAAGCCCAAGUCCUCAACUUUGGAAUGGCUCCAGUGCUUCUGAGCUGAGGAAUCUAGACUCUCCAAGCCCGGGCAGAGUUUUCAAGGGAAAUUGUCAUUCAGAAAGGCAGCUGCCUAUGGUGGAGGAAGAGUCUGCUCCAAGAGGCAAGGACAACACUAUGACACCACCAUACCCAUCAGUGAUACAAAGACAAGAUAUACAUCCAUGACCCUUUUGAAAGGGCACUGUAAACUCCAAAAUGCAUGGUGGUGUGUGGAGGCCUAUUUAAUAGUGAGUAAAUUAAGUAAAUACUUUUUCCCGUACAUGUUCUCUCCCUUCUUAGCAUUGUGUAAGUAUCUAUGUGACACCAUUAUUUUUGUCAAAUAUUGAAUUUGGUUUUGGUAUAAGAUUCUCUAGAGUUUUUCUUUGAACAA
Messenger RNA from Macadamia integrifolia, 2381 nucleotides. RefSeq lists its product as uncharacterized. The record is from RefSeq and is a predicted model, not a curated record. Bases 452 to 2176 code for a protein of 574 amino acids. Gene Ontology annotation, molecular function: cyclase activity. Gene Ontology annotation, biological process: sesquiterpene biosynthetic process. The transcript is spliced from 2 exons. NCBI's taxonomy places the organism in Eukaryota, Viridiplantae, Streptophyta, Magnoliopsida, Proteales, Proteaceae.